Molecule: messenger RNA, 1971 nt
Organism: Drosophila santomea
Lineage: Eukaryota; Metazoa; Arthropoda; Insecta; Diptera; Drosophilidae
Gene: Cyp6a14
Product: probable cytochrome P450 6a14
Exons: 2
Coding region: 371-1900 (509 amino acids)
Molecular function (GO): iron ion binding; heme binding; oxidoreductase activity, acting on paired donors, with incorporation or reduction of molecular oxygen
Source: RefSeq, a predicted model, not a curated record
CCCAAACGCUGAUUCAGUGAAGUCGGCUAGGCGACUAGUUUACGGUGCGGAAUAAAAAGUUUCGUCAGCCUAUUUGUUGACCAAAUUCAACAACAUUCAUAUAUUUAACUACAACAUUUUUAUUCGAUUUACCAAAUAAAUGGUGUCUAAAGUUCCAGUACUCUUUUGGUUUGAUUGCAUUAUAUAAUUGGGUACAUCGAUAUUCGUUUCUAGUUUAAGCAAUUCAUGAUUAGUGCCAUCGCAAAUGUUUUUAGAAAGAUAAGGAGUUGUCAAAAGCUCUGUUUGCUUUGUAUAUAAAGCCAAACUAAGCGGCAAAACGAUCAGUGUUAACACAAGCUUUAUCAAGAACAGUGUACAGUGACCGCUCGCAAUGCUGUUUACAAUCGCCCUUUUGGGCGUGGUCUUGGCCUUGGCCUACAGUUUGCAUGUUAAAAUCUUCUCUUAUUGGGAGAAGAAAGGUGUUCCACACGAGAAACCUCUGCCUCUGGUUGGAAACAUGAAGGGAAUCAGUAGGAAGUACCAUUUCCGCGAUAUCAAUCAAAGAAUCUAUAAGAAGUUUAAGGGAAAGGCUCCCAUCGCCGGAAUGUACAUGUUCUUUAAGCGAACUGCCAUGAUCACCGAUCUGGAUUUCAUCAAGCAGGUGAUGAUCAAGGACUUCAGCUACUUCCAGGAUCGUGGCGCUUUCAACAAUCCCCGAGACGACCCCCUCACGGGCCACCUGUUUACACUGGAGGGCGAGGAGUGGCGGGCGAUGCGGCACAAGCUGUCUCCCGUUUUCACCUCCGGAAAGAUGAAGCAGAUGUCGAAGGUGAUCGUGGACGUGGGUCUUCGCCUGGGCGAUGCCAUGGAUAUGGCGGUAAAGGAGGCCAAAGUGGAGGGCGGCAAUGUGGAGAUCAAGGAUCUCUGUGCCCGGUUCACCACGGAUGUCAUCGGAUCGUGCGCCUUCGGGCUGGAGUGCAACAGUCUCCAGGAUCCAAAUGCCGAGUUCCGAGAGAAGGGUCGCGAAAUAUUCACCAAGCGUCGUCAUCCCGCCCUAGUGCAAACGUUUAUGUUUACCAACGCCAGGUUGGCCAGAAAAUUGCGAAUGAAAGUACUCCCCGACGAUGUGACCGAGUUCUUCUUGUCGACGGUAAAGAGCACCGUCGACUAUCGUCUCAAGAACGGCAUAAAGCGUAACGAUUUCAUGGAACAAAUGAUAGAGCUCCGAGCGGAGGACCAAGAAGCUGCCAAAAAGGGCCGGGGAAUCGAUCUCUCCCACGGCCUGACCCUGGAGCAAAUGGCUGCACAGGCCUUCGUCUUCUUCGUGGCUGGAUUCGAGACCUCCUCCAGCACCAUGUCCUUCUGCCUGUACGAGCUGGCCCUGCAGCCGGAGAUUCAGCAGCGGUUGAGGGAGGAGAUCGAAAGUGUGCUGGCCAAUGUGGAAGGAGGAGAGCUGAGUUACGACGUUCUGGCUGAGAUGAGCUAUUUGGAUCAGGUGCUGUCUGAAACCCUUCGAAAGCACCCCUUGCUGCCCCAUCUCGUUCGAGAGGUUAAUCGAGACUACAAAAUUCCCAGCACAGAUAUUGUGCUGGACAAGGGCGUCCUUGCCCUGAUUCCCGUCCACAAUAUUCAUCACGACCCUGAGAUAUAUCCCGAACCGGAAAAGUUCGAUCCCAGUCGCUUUGAUCCGGAGGAAGUCAAAGACCGCCAUCCGAUGGCCUACUUGCCCUUUGGCGAUGGACCUCGGAACUGCAUUGGACUGCGGUUCGGAAAGAUUCAGGCCAAGAUCGGACUCGUCUCGCUGCUUCGACGUUUCAAAUUUUCCGUUUCAAAUCGCACUGAAGUUCCUUUGAUACUUUCAAAAAAGAAUUUUCUGUUGGGUACUGAUAACGGCAUGUACCUGAAGGUUGAAAGCAUUUAAGUAUGCUUGACAUAAUAUAAGUUAUCUGCAAUGUUUAAAAUAAAAGAUAAUAAGCGCAAAGUACAUCGAAA